This is a messenger RNA of Poecilia latipinna (sailfin molly), 2945 nucleotides long. Its product is annotated as hamartin-like. NCBI's taxonomy places the organism in Eukaryota, Metazoa, Chordata, Actinopteri, Cyprinodontiformes, Poeciliidae. Gene Ontology annotation, cellular component: TSC1-TSC2 complex. The annotation marks the transcript as partial. The transcript has 13 exons. The record is from RefSeq and is a predicted model, not a curated record. Gene Ontology annotation, biological process: negative regulation of TOR signaling; negative regulation of cell population proliferation; regulation of cell cycle.
AUUUUGAGAAAAUCUCCAGAUUCCUUUCUUUUCUUUUUACCUGUGGUCCUAAUCGUCCUCCGUUGUUUCUGCAGAACUCCAACAGUGAACUGAACUCUUCCUGUGGGGGGAAGGACCCCCUGUGGAGCCCCUCCUCUCUGUGCGGCAUGGCCACGCCCCCUUCCUCCCGGGGCAUGUCGCCCAACCUGGAGCUCUCCCACAGUGCCUCACACCUUCCCAGCCGCUUCCACUGCACGUCAGGAGGAAAAGGAACGCCGGCCUCCAGCACUCCAGCCACCUCAUCCCCACCUCCCACUCUGUCAGAUGACUUCCCUGUAAUCUCCUUACCAGCCAACACGGUCCAGUCCAGUCCGCCGAGAAAAGAUCGUCGACAAGGAGAAAGCAGCAAGCCUGGACUGGUGAGACAGGAGCAAGUCAGAGAGAUGGAGAAGAGUGUAGAGGGAGCUGGAAACAGAGACGCAGAAAGUGCAGCGAAUGUCACCAUGACGCUGACGGAGCUGUCGGUUUUCAUGACGAGGCAGGAGCUGGACCUUCAGCUGAGAACGGAGAAGGAGAGAGAAGAAGCUGCCAUCACAGAGGAGCUGAUGAAACUCACUGAAGACAAGCAGGAGCUGCCGGGGCUGAGAGGCUACGACUCUCCUUUCUUCCACACCACUGAGACUCUGACGGGCCGCCAGACGCAGAACCCGACCUCCUCCUCCAACGCCCACCCAGGCGGCGCCGUCAGAGAGCCGCGCUACGCCGCGUCCACUCCGGACAGAGCCGAGAGCACCUCAGGCAGCGGCGGCGGCGGCGCUGGCGACAGAGCAGCGGCGUCGGAUCGGUCCGCCGUGGAUCGGUCCUGGUCCUUCCAGUCCGGCUUCACCCCCAUCGACCACCACCUGCUCCGGAGCCCCUCCGCCCCCGACGACGACUCCUCCAAGUUUGAGAUGUUCUCCCCGAGCCCGUGCGGCAAAGCGCCGAUUCCGUACGAGUCGCUGUUCGCGCUGGCCCUGCCCAGGGCCGCCUCGCUGUUCGUGGGCCAGAAGACGUCGGAGGCGGUCCACAAGGCGGCGAUGGAGAGGCUGCUGCAGCGCGAGGAGGGCCUGGAGGACGGGGAGGAGGAGGGCGUGGUGUCGGCUUCGCCACUGGAGGUGCUGGAUCGCCUUGUUCAGCAGGGGAGUGACGCACACGACAAAGUCCUCAAGAGAUUACCUUUGCCAAGUAAGUCAGCUGACUGGACUCACUUUGGAGGCUCGGCUCCUCUGGACGAGCUCCACACGCUGCGCAGCCAGCUGCUGCUGCUGCACAACCAGCUGCUGUACGAGCGCUACAAGAGGGAGCAGCACGCCGUCCGCAACCGCCGCCUCCUCCGACGCAUCAUCAACGCCACGGCGCUGGAGGAGCAGAACAACGCAAUGAAGGACCAGCUGAACCUGCAGAGCGUGGACAUCGUGUCUCUGAGGGACAGCCUGCAGGUGGAGCAGCAGCGCUACCGGCAGCUGUGGGACGACCGUGAGACCGUGGUGACCCGCCUGCACAGCCAGAUCCGGCAGCUGCAGCAGAGCCGCGACGACUACUACACCAAGAACCAGGAGCUGCAGAGCAAGUUACAGGAGUGCCAGAAGAGGAUGGACGACCUGGAGGCGGAGCUUCAGACGGCCAACAACAAAGUGGGCCACACCGGGCAUCUGCUCAACCAGAUGACUGUCAAGCUGAGCAACAGCGAGAGCAGCCAGCAGCAGAUGAGCUUCCUGAACAAGCAGCUGCUGCUGCUGGGGGAGGCGCAUAAGCUGUCCAUGCAGGACGCCCAGCACCCAGGCAUGAGCAAGACAAAGGAGACGGAGAUGCUGCGGAUGUCCCACAUGAAGGAGGUGGACUCCCUGAGGCAGAGCCUGCUGGCCCAGGGCCAGAAGCUGGAGGCGGCGCAGCAGCGAGCGGCCGAGCUGGAGACGCUCCUCUCCAAGAAGGAGCACCUCAUCGCCGAGCAGAAGAAGUUCCUGGAGGACGUGAAAUGCCAAGCCAAGGCGGAGCUGCAGGCGUCAGACUGCAGGUUCCAGGCUCAGAGGAGAGUCACCCAGCUGCUGCAGACCGAGCUGCUGCAGCUCUACAGCCGGGUGGAGAUGGAGGCUCCGGCCGCCGCCACCGGCAGCAGUUCACCACCAGGGGGCAGAGCGGAGACACGCAGGCAUCCAGACUGCAGCGCCACCGCUCCAGGCGGUCUUCACGCCGUCGAGCAGCCAAACAGCCCAUCACCUCACGAUUCCCCACGGGGGACGAAUGGCAGCACUUUAUCGCCGGGGCAACCGAAGGCGAGCGGCUCCUCCUCGCCCCCGGCCAGCUCCAUGAACGGAGGCCAGGACCUGACGCCGCCCUUGCUGAUGGAGCCGUCGGCGCCGUGCCCCCACGCCGCCCCGCCGGCCGCCCUGCCGGCCGCGGACGCCCCGCUCACCGUGGGCUCCUACCCCAGUGCCAAGAGCUUCCUGGGCAUGAAGGCGCGCGAGCUUUUCCGCAACAAGAGUGAGAGCCAGUGCGACGACGAGCAGCCGCCGCCGCCGCGCCUCGCCGGCCUCGCUCACGGCCUGAAGACCGAGCUGUGCGUGGAGCCGGGUCCGGCCGGCCCAGCUGCCGUCACUGUGCACGCCAAGGAGCCACCGCCCGAGCCCAGACUGCGACCACUCGGCCAGGGCAGCCCUCGCAGAAAAGCCGGGCCCGGGCAGGGUGGCGUCAGGGGCCCCUCGGGGCCCGGUCGCCCUCGGCAACAGCUAAAGAUCAUGGACUACAACGAAAUGCAUCACGAGCACAGUUAAAGACGCAGAACUGAGAAACUAACGGAGUAAAGCUACAAAUCAGCAGAAGAGUCACACGUCCGCAACUCUUUGGCAUUCAGUGUUAUUUGUCCUCUUAAGUGGACAACAGGAUUUCCUGCUUCUCUUUUCCUCUUUUUGUUUUUUAAAUCAUUCCCA